Molecule: messenger RNA, 2654 nt
Organism: Ctenopharyngodon idella (grass carp)
Lineage: Eukaryota; Metazoa; Chordata; Actinopteri; Cypriniformes; Xenocyprididae
Gene: prg4b
Product: proteoglycan 4b
Exons: 14
Coding region: 209-2419 (736 amino acids)
Biological process (GO): immune response
Molecular function (GO): scavenger receptor activity; polysaccharide binding
Source: RefSeq, a predicted model, not a curated record
ACAGGCGCACACAGUGAGGGGGAUGUUAAAGUCUGUUUGUCUUUGUGAAUCACCGCACCCUUGCAAACUAGACGAUUACUAAUUCAGCACGGACUGUAUAAUUGGACCGACAGGGGAACACCAACCCAUUCUGCCUCUAUAUAAAAGUGAAGAUCACUGCGGGUGAAAAAACAGAGGGUCUAUUAGAUGUCUCCAGCGAACAACUGAGAUGGCCACAUAUCUGUCCUUACUGCUGCUCUUUGCUUGUGCCUCCACAAGCUCUUCAAAUCCAAAUAGCUGCAAGGGUCGUUGUGGAGAAGGGUACUACAGGGGAAGUUUCUGCCAGUGUGACUAUGAGUGUCUGGGCCUGAAUGAGUGCUGUACAGACUUUCAAAACUUGUGUACUUCAAAGAACUCAUGCAAAGGACGCUGCGGGGAGCCUUUUAAUAGAGGCAAUCCAUGUCACUGUGAUAUAGACUGUGUCCCAUACAGUCAGUGCUGCCCUGAUUAUGAGAGCAUGUGCUUGAUGGAAGAAUCCUCCAAUGAAGAGAUGACCAAUGAGGAAGGGGCUGGAGAAGAGUUAAUGAUCCCUGAGGAUGAAAGCGAGUCCACACCUUCUGAAACCUCUGAGAUCAUUUCAUCUUACGCAGAUACAGAUAUAGAAGUGAAAGUUGGGGAAAACAGCACUUCCUACUCAGAGAAUGAGGAGACCACUCAGGAACCAAACAGCAGCAUCUUGGCUUCAUCCCUGCUCCCAUCCAGCCCGUCUCUCACCCAGACAGCAGAUGCAAGCAGCAUGCUCUCUGCUGAUGAGGACCCUAUAGAGUAUACUACUCAACAGCCAUCUGAGGAAAUGACAACUUCCAGCACACCACAGCCACAAGAGAAUGCAAGCACAGCACCAACAGAAAGUCCUACAAGCACAGCAACAACAGAAGGUCAAGCAAGCACAGCACCAACAGAAGGUCCUAAAAGCAUUGCACCAACAGAAAGUCCUACAAGCACAGCAUCAACAGAAGGUCCAUCAAGCACAGCACCAACACAAGGUCCUACAAGCACAACACCAAAAGAAAGUCCUACAAGAACAACAUCAACAAAAGAUCCUACAAGCACAGCACCAACAGAAGAUCCUACAAGUACAGCACCAACAAAAGAUCCUACAAGCACAGCACCAACAGAAGAUCCUACAAGUACAGCACCAACAAAAGAUCCUACAAGCACAGCACCAACAGAAGAUCCUACAAGUACAGCACCAACAAAAGAUCCUACAAGCACAGCACCAACAGAAGAUCCUAUAAGCACAGCACCAACAGAAAGUCCUACAAGCACUGCACCAACAGAAGGUCAUACAAGCACUGCACCAACAGAAGGUCAUACAAGCACUGCACCAACAGAAGGUCAUACAAGCUCUGCACCAGCAGAAGGUCCUACAAGUGUCACUGAAAUGACUACAAUGGCACAGGGUGAAGAUCCAAAGGAAUCAUCAUCUCUCAAGGAUUCUAGAGCUACCUCAGUCCCAAAGACACCGUCCACUCCUGCUCCAGUGAAACCAAUAAAAAAAACCACUCAGCCUAGUACAGACAAGAACGACAAAUCAGAACCAAAGGAAUCUCCUAUUGAUCCUAGUGGCUUUGAUCCAAUCAGACCAGUAAAACAAACUCUUAAACCAAGCUCAGACAAGAAUGGCAAAACAGAUAGUAUUAAAGAUUAUCAAGCUGAUGAUUAUGACACUAACCUCUGCAGUGGGCGUCCAGUCAGUGGUAUGACUACACUGAGAAAUGGUACCAUUGUAGUUUUAAAAGGACAUUAUUUUUGGACACUGGACAAAUACAGAAAUCCUGAUCCUCCUCAGUUAAUUACAAGGGUGUGGGGAAUCCCAUCUCCUAUCGACACCGUUUACACCCGCUGCAACUGCCAGGGCAAAACCUACUUCUUUAAGGGAAAGGACUACUGGAGGUUUGAGAAUGGUGUGAUGGAUCCUGGCUUUCCCAAACCUGUCAGCCAGGGCUUCGGACAGAUCGGUCAUAUCACAGCUGCUUUAUCUAUACCCGAGUACAGAAGCAGAAAAGAGUCUGUAAUCUUCUUCAGAAGAGGUGGGAUGGCUCAAAAGUACACAUACCAGGUUACUCCAACAUGUGGAAAAAAGCCCAAAAUUCCUGUGUUCACAGUGAGGAUGAGAACCAGACGACAAGCCGCUACAGCUCUGGGGCAAAUUAUCAAUAUCUCAAAGCACUGGAGAGGAUUUCCAACCAUGGUGACCUCAGCAGUGUCCGUACCCUCAAGGGUGAAAGAGGGAUACAAGUACUAUGUGUUCUCUCAAAAAAAGUAUUACAGCAUAAAAAUGGAAAGAGAAAAACCAGUGGUCUUGAAAUCUGCUGCAGGUCCAAGGGAAAACUCUGCAAGCAGCUUCUUCAAAUGCCAGGAAACUCAGAAAAACUGAGUCAUUCAUCUCUUUACCUCAUAUAUAUAUACAGUGAAUUUAGAUUUCUAGUGAUGCCCUUGUCUUAUGUGCCAUGGAAAAACAGCCUUUGGCAGUAAUAUGCUGCAUCGUCAGUGACAGAAUUAAGGACAAACUAAGAAUUUCCUUCAAAACAAUUUUAUUGUACGGAUGUAAAAUCAUUAAAAUAACAAUGAUGGAUUGCUCAAAGCAUUAAACUAACAAACAACAAUUAUAA